This is a messenger RNA of Osmerus eperlanus (European smelt), 1374 nucleotides long. It is a transcript of the gene upp2, whose product is annotated as uridine phosphorylase 2. The coding region runs from base 131 to 1102 and encodes 323 amino acids. The record is from RefSeq and is a predicted model, not a curated record. Gene Ontology annotation, cellular component: cytoplasm; cytosol. The transcript has 9 exons. Gene Ontology annotation, molecular function: uridine phosphorylase activity. Lineage: Eukaryota; Metazoa; Chordata; Actinopteri; Osmeriformes; Osmeridae. Gene Ontology annotation, biological process: nucleotide catabolic process; uridine catabolic process.
GGGGAAGGACUAUAUCAAGCCCUCUGGCAGGGAUCACUCUUACCUCAGCAGCAAGACAGGACAGACUGAAGCUGCACAUCACUGAGAAAAACAAUCACGUUUUAGGAUUCAGAACUUCCAUAAUUGCAGUAUGUACUUUAAUAUAGAAAGAACUACAACCAUGGCACAUAUUCUACUCCGUAUGGGGACGGACCCUUCUGAAUACAUCGAACAGACACAGGUUCACGUGAAGAACCCCCACUUGGACACCAUGGAGGAGGACAUCCUCUACCACUUCAGCCUGGGGACCAAGACACACAACCUGCCUGAGAUGUUUGGAGACAUCAAGUUUGUGUGUGUCGGUGGCAGUGCCAACCGCAUGAAGGCCUUCGCCCAGUUCAUCCACAACGAGUUGUCUCUGCCUGGAAGCACUGAUGACAUCAUUGAUAUCUGUGAGGGAACUGAUCGUUACUCCAUGUACAAAGUGGGACCGGUGCUCUCUAUCAGUCAUGGCAUGGGAGUCCCCUCCAUCUCCAUCAUGCUUCACGAGCUCAUCAAGCUCCUGCACCACGCGCGUUGCCGCGACCUCGUCCUCUUCAGGAUCGGCACGUCUGGAGGCAUCGGCGUGGCUCCAGGGACGGUGGUGAUCACAGACAAGGCCGUGGACCACUCCUUCCAGCCCCAGUUUGAGCAGGUGGUCCUGGGGAAGGUGAUCACCAGGAGCACGGUGCUGGAUGAGGGUGUGGCCAGCGAGCUCCUGCACUGCUCCUCUGAGCUCGACGACCUGCCCACGGUCAGAGGCAACACCCUGUGCACGGAUGACUUCUAUGAAGGUCAGGGCAGGCUGGACGGGGCGCUCUGUUCCUUCUCCCCCGAGGAGAAGCAGGAGUACCUGCAGACCGCCCACAAGGCCGGGGUCAGGAACAUAGAGAUGGAGUCCACCGUGUUCGCAGCCAUGUGCAGAGUCUGUGGCAUCAAAGCUGCUGUGGUCUGUGUGACUCUGCUGAACCGCUUUGAUGGAGACCAGAUCUCCACGCCUCACCAUGUCCUGCUGGAGUACCAGCAAAGACCUCAGACUCUCGUCUCACACUUCAUCAAGAAGCGCCUGGGAUACAUCCUUUAAGAUCCUCACACCCCAGACGCCUACAGCCCCAAACCUUGAUGUGGACUUGUAAAUAGUCAUGUGAAUAUGUAACACUUAUUUAAAGAGAAUUUGAAGCUUCUUUAGAAAAUAUGUGGGUUUUUACAGAUGUUGACUUAGUUGGAAGUUCUGUUAUUGAUAAAAGGUAUUUUUACUUUUGUUAUCUGUGAGUAAAUGUGUAUGCUGUUGUAUAUCGCUUUGUUACUUUGCUACUUGUGCCACUUUGGAAGUGAAUAAAAGUUUUGAAAAUAAAA